This is a messenger RNA of Balearica regulorum gibbericeps (East African grey crowned-crane), 1770 nucleotides long. Lineage: Eukaryota; Metazoa; Chordata; Aves; Gruiformes; Gruidae. The record is from RefSeq and is a predicted model, not a curated record.
CUCUCGGUGCUCUUACGAGUCAAGUACAACUUACGGAGGCAUCAAAAAGCCAAAAGCACCAUCCCCAAGAUGUUCCAGGACGUCGUCCGCAGGCACCCCGACAAAGUAGCCCUGAUUUAUGAGGCCACCGGCGAGCAGUGGACCUUCAGGAGGCUCGACGAGUACUCCAACGCCGUGGCCAACUACUUCUACCAGCAAGGCUUCCGGCUGGGGGACGUCAUCGCCAUCUUCAUGGAGAGCCGCCCCGAAUUUGUCGGCCUCUGGUUAGGGAUGGCAAAAAUCGGUAUCGAAGCGGCUCUUAUCAAUUUCAAUUUGCGCUUGGAUUCUCUGGUUUACUGCGUGACGACUUCGGGUGCGAAAGCCGUGAUCUUCGGAGGGGAGCUGUCUUCGGCAAUAUCCGAAGUGAACGGGAUGUUGGGGAAGAACAUGGCAAAGUUCUGCUCCGGCGACUACAACCCGGACGUCGUUCCUGCGGAGACCAGACAUCUUGAUCCUCUUUUGAGUACAACAUCGAAAUUGCCCCCGAUUCAGGUUCCCGGCAAAGGUUUAGACGAUCGGCUCUUCUAUAUCUACACGUCAGGAACGACGGGAAUGCCCAAAGCCGCCAUCGUGGUGCACAGCAGGUAUUACCGCAUCGCCGCCUUUGGUUACUACGCCUACAAAAUGCGCCCGACGGACGUCCUCUACAACUGCCUCCCGCUCUACCAUUCCGCGGGUAACAUCAUGGGGGUCGGCCAGUGUCUGAUCCACGGCCUCACCGUGGUCAUCAGGAAGAAGUUCUCGGCCAGUCGCUUCUGGGACGACUGCACGAAAUACAGAUGCACGAUUAUUCAGUAUAUCGGGGAAAUCUGCAGGUAUCUUCUGAAUCAGCCGGUCCGAGAAUCCGAAACCCAACACUGCGUACGGCUGGCGGUGGGCAAUGGUUUGAGACCCACCAUAUGGGAGGACUUCACAAAGCGCUUCCGAAUUAAGCAGAUCGGCGAGUUCUACGGAGCCACGGAGUGUAACUGCAGCAUCGCCAACUUGGACGGAAAGGUCGGUGCCUGUGGUUUCAACAGUCGGAUUUUGCCUAACGUUUAUCCCAUCCGUUUGGUGAAGGUGAACGAGGACACGAUGGAGCUGAUCCGGGAUUCCGGCGGGCUGUGUAUCCCCUGCCGCCCAGGAGAGCCGGGAUUGCUCGUCGGUCAGAUAAAUCAACAGGAUCCCCUGCGGCGGUUCGACGGCUACGUCAGCGAGAGUGCCACCACCAAGAAGAUCGCUUACAACGUGCUCCGGAAAGGGGACCAGGCGUACCUGUCAGGAGACGUGUUGGUGAUGGACGAACUCGGUUACAUGUACUUCAAAGAUCGCAGCGGGGACACCUUCCGAUGGCGAGGAGAGAACGUCUCCACCACGGAGGUGGAGGGAACGCUGAGUCACGUCCUCAACCAGACGGACGUCGCAGUGUAUGGAGUGGAAGUACCAGGGGUGGAGGGCAAAGCCGGGAUGGCGGCCAUCGCCGAUCCCAAAGCGAAAGUCAACCCCAACGUCCUGUACCAGGAGCUGCAGAAGGUGCUGCCGUCCUACGCCCGGCCCGUCUUCCUCCGGCUCCUGCCCCAGGUCGACACCACAGGUACGUUUAAGAUUCAGAAAACCCGCUUGCAGAGAGAAGGAUUCGACCCCCACCAAACCUCAGACCGGUUGUAUUUUCUGGAUCUAAAAUUGGGAAAAUACGUUCCUUUGGAAGAAUGCCUUUAUGAAAGGAUUUGUUCUGGAAAAGCCGCUUUAUGA